Messenger RNA from Zonotrichia leucophrys gambelii, 2579 nucleotides. RefSeq names its product sodium/potassium transporting ATPase interacting 1 (gene NKAIN1). The record is from RefSeq and is a predicted model, not a curated record. Lineage: Eukaryota; Metazoa; Chordata; Aves; Passeriformes; Passerellidae. Bases 317 to 940 code for a protein of 207 amino acids. The transcript has 7 exons. Gene Ontology annotation, biological process: regulation of sodium ion transport.
GCGCGGAGCGCGGCUGUGCGGGAGACAAUAGCGGAGCGCUCGGCUCCGCGCCGCGCCGGGCAUGGGCGGCCAGGGCUGCGCGGCCCCGCGGCCCCCGCGCCGCCCCAGCGGGCUGUAGCGGGGCGGGGGGCGGAGGGAGAAGGGGGCGAUGCCCCACGCCGAGCCCAGCCCGCCGCUGUGCUGAGCCGGCGGGGCUGGCUGAGCGGGACAUGGUGCUGGAGCCCCCCGUGACGCUGCCCGGGUGGCCAAGGGGCGGCUGCUGAGGAGCUGGAGCGAGGCCACGGUGAGGGAGCCCCGAGGAUCCGGCUGGGGAGCCAUGGGGAGAUGCAACGGGCGAUGCACGCUGGUGGGAUUCUGCUGCCUGCAGCUGGUCGCUGCUCUGGAGAGGCAGAUCUUUGAUUUCCUGGGAUACCAGUGGGCCCCCAUCCUGGCCAACUUCCUGCACAUCAUGGCCGUGAUUUUGGGGAUUUUCGGGACCAUCCAGUACAGAUCCAGAUACCUCAUGAUGUACGCCGUGUGGUUGGUGCUGUGGGUCGGCUGGAACGCCUUCAUCAUCUGCUUCUACCUGGAGGUCGGGCGCUUGUCACAGGACCGGGAUUUCAUCAUGACCUUCAACACAUCCCUGCACCGCUCGUGGUGGAUGGAGAACGGCCCUGGCUGUUUGGUGACGCCGGUGCUCAACUCCCCGCUGGCGCCCGAGGAUCACCACGUCAUCACGGUCAGCGGCUGCCUGCUGGACUACCAGUACAUCGAGGUGGUGAGCAGCGCCACGCAGAUCUUCCUGGCGCUCUUCGGCUUCGUCUACGCCUGCUACGUCAGCAAAGUGUUCCUGGAGGAGGAGGACAGCUUUGAUUUCAUCGGCGGCUUUGACUCCUAUGGGUACCAGGCACCGCAGAAGACGUCGCACCUGCAGCUACAGCCGCUCUACACCUCGGGAUAACCGGAGCCAGCGGCGCCAGGACCCCGCGGUGCCACCACCCCCUGAUGCCACCACUCCGGGCGCGACGGGGCCACCACGGCGAUCACCCGGGACACGGCGGGGGCUGUGCCACCCCUGGGCACCCCCUGCCCGCCGUGGGGACGCGGGGACAGCGCGGAGGUGGCAGCGCUCACGGACACCGCUGGAUGUGUUUGUCCCAGCCUGGCUUUUCCUUGGAGCAGCGGAGUUUGGGACAAGGACAAGGACAGGGACAGCACCGCCCUGGGGACAGGCAGGGUUGGGACAAUGUCCUGCCACUCCGGAUCUGGCUCAGACUGGCUCCAAGCACGGGAUUUGUGCUCCCACAGGAAUUCUCCCACCGGGAUGAAGCAGCAGCGCCGGGACUCGCUCUGGGACGCUCUGAGGAGUCGGAUCCGACCCCUGAUUUGGGGACACGGGGGACACACAGGACCCUGAGCCCCCUGCACCCCCUCCCUGCCGCGUUUGGGGGCCUUGCUCCGAGCUGGGAGCCCCGAGGCUGCUGUGGCCCCUCCCCGGCCCUUGGAACGAUCUGAUGAAUGUUUUGGGUUUUGCUUUGGGAUUUUUUUUCUUCCAAUCAUUUAUUUGGGUUUUUAUUUAAUUUAAAGUGCCUGAGUAGACUCUGGCUGAGCAGACCCCCCCUCUCCAAGGCUGACACCGUGCCUUCAGCAGGGCUGGGACCCCCAGGGCCCCCCAAACCUCACCCAGGGCUGGGGGUCCCACCCUGGUCCCUUCAUCCGUAGGGGGCUCAGUGCCAAAUUCAUCCAUCAGCUCCAGGGGCACAGGGAUAUCAGCACUGGGGGAGGAUUUUUGGGGGGUGUGAGGUGGGCUGGGCAGGGAUUGCUUUGCAGGAGGAAGAUCAGCUGGGAAGGAAAAGCCUUGGAAAGAAUUUGAAGGAAAAAAGGAGUUUCCUGGAGUGUCCCAGCUCCCCAGAAGCUCCUCGCUCUCCUUUCCGUGGGAUGUGGCUCCUCCAGGAUUCUGGAUCUGCUCCCAGGCCCACCUUGCGCCCCGGGAUGGAGCUGCGGAAUUUGGGUGGAUUUCACCUCCCAGCUGUUUCUCCUCCAGUGCCAGGGGAGUUUUUUACACCCUGGAAUGGUUUUUGGCCCUUCCCCACAGGGAGCCCUGGAAGUGCCAGGAGCUGGGAUGGGCUGAGCCACCUCCAGCCAAGCUGUGAACUCUACAGGCAAUAAUUUUCCACCCUUUGCCCCUCUUUUUUCCAUGGAAAAUUGUGGUUUUUUCAGGCAGUGAUCCCCCUCAUCCCCCAGAGCACAUCCCCAUCCCCAAGCCCUGGGGCCAGCAGCAUCUCUGGGGUUUAUUUUCCUCUCCAGGACCAAGGAUGCUGCACUGGGAUGGGAUGGGAUGGGAUGGGAUGGGAUGGAUGGACAUGCAGACACUCCCCAUGUCCCAACCCUUCCCAAAGCCAGCAGGAAGAGCUCACUGCGUUAAAGCUCUUGGGAAGAGCCUCCCUCCCUGCCCUGGGCUCCACAGGGGCCGGGCACGGCGCUCCAGGACCUUGGGUGUUUCUGUUCCGUUGGCUUGGUUUUCUAUGAGCCCGUCUUUGUAACGUGAAUCGAGGAUUUCUUUUCUAUUCUGUAAUUAUAAAAGUCAAAGGAAAGUUUCA